Aphis gossypii (cotton aphid) is the source of this 1605-nucleotide messenger RNA. RefSeq lists its product as uncharacterized. The record is from RefSeq and is a predicted model, not a curated record. Bases 1 to 1605 code for a protein of 534 amino acids. Lineage: Eukaryota; Metazoa; Arthropoda; Insecta; Hemiptera; Aphididae. The transcript is spliced from 5 exons.
AUGGACGCAAACACUAAACAGGGGUGUAAAAAUUCUAAAAACAGUGGAUCUAUUAAAACUGGUUUUGUAUGUCCAUCAAGUAUAAAAGUACAUGUAAAUAAUUUAAAAGUGAAUGUACAAUAUUGUAGCACACAUAUCUGGCAUGAUAUGGAAAUAGGUAAACAAAGAUUGUUUACAGAAGAUAGAAGAAAAUUGGCAAUGGGUGUUCCUGUCAACAGAGUAUUACAAGACAUAAGAGCAUCAACACUUCAAGGAGACUUAAAACGAAUCCAUUUGUUAGAAAAAAAAGAUGUGCAUAACAUUAAAAGGGAUUAUAACAUCACAUAUUCAACAAAAAAGCAUGAAAAUGAUGCAGUUAGUGUUAGACUUUGGGUUGAAGAAAUGAAGAAAAAAGGCAAUUCAAAUCCAGUUUUGUACUAUAAACCUCAAGGGAGUAUAGAUAGUACUGUUCCUCAUUUUACAGUUAAUGAUUUUUGUUUAAUUAUAAUGACUCCAUUACAAUCAGAAUUGUUUAUACAAUUUGGCAAUGAUAAGGUGUGUAUUGAUGGUACGCAUGGGCUGAACGGAUAUCAUUUUCAAUUGUAUACAAUUGUUAUAGUAGAUGAGUAUGGAAACGGGUACCCAGUUGCCUUUUGCUUUUCUAAUAGAUCUGAUACUGAUACUUAUAAGCAUUAUUUUCAAUGCAUUAAAAAUACUAUUGGCACCAUUAAUUCUUUUAUUUUCAUGUCUGAUGAUGAGCCUGCCUUUUAUAACGCUUGGUGUUCUGUAAUGGGAUUUACAGAUAAACAACUUUUAUGUACGUGGCACGUACUAAGAAAUUGGUCACUUAUGUUUGAAGUAGAUGAAAGUUCAUUUUUUGUUGAAAUUGAUCAAGUUCUAAAUGAUCUUUUAAAAGAUCCAGACACAGUAGACUUUGGAAAAUAUUUUGAAAAAUGUUAUUCAACACGAGUAGAAAAAUGGGCAAUGUUUAAUAGAAAACAUGUUGGGAUAAACACCAAUAUGUAUUUGGAAUCAUUGCACAAAAACAUUAAAUACUGUUACCUUGAAGGGAAGCAUUGUAAACGUUUGGACAUGGCAAUUAAUGCUUUAAUGUCACUUGUUCGUGAUAAAAGUUUUGAAAGAGUAAUUAAGAUUUCAAAAGAGAAGAGAACAUCAAAAAUAAUACAAAUUAAUGCAGCUCAUAGUAAAAGUAAACAAAUAUCUCAAGAUAUGAUUACUAAAGUUAAUGACUACUGGUUGGUGAUUUCUGAAAAUGAUAUAAAUGUUCAAUAUAAAGUUGAAAAAUUUCAAUCUUUUGAUGGCUGUGCUUUGCAGUGUAAAGAAUAUUUAAAUGAAGAUGAUCAAGACUUAAUCAUAAAGCAAUGUGAUAAAAUAAUUUCAACACUAUCCACGGGCUCAAGAUUUAAAAAACCAAUCGAUGAAACAUCAAAAAGAAAAAUUGAACCACAGACACGCUUUUGGGCAAAACAAAAAGUGCAAAACCAUCAACCUGCUCUAUCAUCUACUGAAGCUAAACAUAUAAGACAAUCUUUAAAAAACAUUUCAAAAUACACUUUAAAUGUCAAUUCAACUCCAGCGUUUGAUCAUUCUUAUAUAAAAUAUUAA